AUGGAGAAAUACUCCCAGUUUCGAGACAGAGGAUCUGGAAUUGCUCCGUUCUUCCCCGUUCAAACUUCAAGUGUGGGAAUCUAUGCGCCCGUCUACCUUUUCCUUUUCCUCUUCAAACUACCAUUCUUCCUCACAGCAUCCACGACAUAUUUUCUCUUCUUACAAUGGUUUCCGCUGGGGUCGCUACUCAAGAAAGCAAUAUUAUGGAUGAUACUUGGGAUACCGGGAGUGUGGUGGAUAGACCUACAGAUUGACGGAGUAAAGAAAGGUUCAUUGGCAAAGAAACAUGAAGGACGGGUACCCGAGCCUUCGGAUAUUAUCGCAAGUUCCUUUACAUCGCCUUUGGAUUCUUUAUAUUUGGCUGCUAUUUUCGAUCCUAUAUUCACAGUAUCGUACCCUCAUACCCGUCAGGUUCAUCAAAUCUCCCUUCUUGGCGCAAUCUUUCGCGCUCUACAAAGUCCCAAAGAAUACCCACCCAAAGGCGCAAAAAUGACUGAUUUGACCGCUCUCCUUAUUUGCUACCCUGGACGAGCCAUCGUGGUCUUCCCCGAAUCUACGACCACCAAUGGAAAAGGAAUACUACCCGUGAGCCCCAGUCUCCUGACUGCUCCAUCAGGAACCAAAAUCUUUCCUAUCAGUUUGCGCUACUCGCCCUCGGAUAUCACAACACCUAUCCCUGGGAAAUACUGGUCAUUUUUCUGGAAUCUUCUCUCGAGACCUACACAUUGUAUCAAAGUACGAAUCGCCGAGGUCGUAUACAACACAUCCAAGCCUGACGACCCUUUGAAAAAAAGGGAUUCUAAAUAUCUAAAAAAUCUCCUCGAUGAUGUUAACGGAGACACUACAUACACAAGUAGCACUGAUAGUCUCACAUCAAAGAAUGAUCAAUCCGCGGAAACAACAUCGGAAGAACAGCGUGUCUUGGAUAAAGUCGGGGAAGCGUUGGCACGAUUAGGAAGAGUCAAACGUGUAGGUUUGACCGUGCAGGACAAGAUUGCAUUUGUGGAUGCAUGGAAUAAGAGGAGAUAG
Messenger RNA from Sclerotinia borealis F-4128, 1029 nucleotides. The record is from the annotation of a GenBank genome assembly. Lineage: Eukaryota; Fungi; Ascomycota; Leotiomycetes; Helotiales; Sclerotiniaceae.